UCUGUAUCAUUACUUUGUCAAGUUAAAACUGUCUAUAGUAUUUUAGGGAGAGUGGUUCUUGUCGUGUGUGAUUUAUCAACUUCCAUUUGCAAUUCUUAAGAAAGAGUAAUUAGCUUGUUUCCUAACCAAAAUUUGUGCAACAUGGAUUAAUAACUAUUGUGUUGCUAUGAUACCCGACUCGUCAAACAUGUAAUGGGACUUUAUAAAGUUUUCUUCAAAGGCAGCAAAUGCAUGAGACUCUUUAUGUUGCUCUAAUUGUUAGAUAUAUUGUUGUAAUUUGAAGUUUGGUCUCAAAUUAAAACUCAAAAUCAUGUGUCUUUUUGCCGUAAUACUACCCAGGCCUUACCUCUGAUGGGCUAACACAAAGGUAGUGAAACAACUUCAUGUGUCUAGAAAUCAAGAAAAAUGACCUACAAUUGAUUAAUUAGUAACUGACCCAUAUAACUGCUUGUUUGAUUUCAACCUUUAUUCAUAUAUUUAAUGUUUGUCCGUCAUUUUCCGAGCUCCAAGCUCAAAACUUUCCUCCCUUGCUUCAGUACCUUUGAACGUUAUUCUUCCCGCCGUACCAGUAAACCCCCCAAAUCACCUCAACUUGUCUACGCAAGCAACAUCAAAAUCAACGAAUUGGCACGGCAAGGCAAACUUCAACAAGCCCGGAAGGUGUUUGAUGAAAUGUUACAAAGAGAUGUAGUUUCUUGGAAUUCAAUGAUUACAGCCUAUUGGCAAAAUGGGUAUCUGGAUGAGUCAAAGAAACUCUUUGUAUCAAUGCCGGAGAUGACUGUAGUUACUUGGAAUUCGAUGAUUGCGGGCUGUGUGGAAAAUGAUCGCAUUGAUAGUGCUACUAUGUAUUUUAGAACUAUGCCUGAGAGGAAUAUUGGGUCCUGGAACGCGAUGAUAUCAGGUUAUGUUAAGUAUGGUAUGAUGGAGGAAGCAGCGAGGUUGUUUGAUGAGAUGCCAAAAAAGAAUGUUAUUUCUUAUACUGCAAUGAUUGAUGGGUAUAUGAAGAAAGGUGAGAUUGACAAGGCAAGGUCACUCUUUGAUCGUAUGCCGCAUAAAAAUGAGGUUUCUUGGACUGUGAUGAUUAGUGGGUAUGUAGAGAACGAGUGUUUCGAUGAGGCAAACAAACUGUUUCAAAAGAUGCCAGAUAAGAAUGAGAAUGUGGUUGCAAUGACAGCGAUGGUUGCUGGGUACUGCAAGGAGGGGCGGGUGGAGGAAGGAAGGAUUUUGUUUGACGGAAUACUAUUUAAAGAUAGUGUUGCCUAUAAUGCGAUGAUUUCAGGUUAUGCACACAACGGCCGUGGUGAAGAGGCAGUCAAGUUACUGGUAGAGAUGCUUAGGAUGUCUCUUCGACCAGAUCAAUCUUCAUGUGCUUCAGUUCUUUCUGCAUGUGCUGAUCUUGCAUCUCCUAUAGCUGGUAGACAAACUCAUGCAGUUGUUAUUAAACAUGGGGCGGACUCCAAUGUCUCCGCAUGUAAUGCUCUGAUUACUAUGUAUAGCAAAUGUGGCAGCAUUUUUGAGUGUGAGUUGGCUUUUGAACUAAUCAUGAGUCCAGACCUUGUUUCUUGGAACACUAUAAUUGCUGCCUUUGCACAGCAUGGGUUGUACGAGAAAGCAGUUGCAUUUUUGGAGCGAAUGGUUCUCAGAGGAUGUGAACCAGAUGGUAUAACAUUCCUCAGCUUAUUAUCUGCUUGUGCCCAUGCAGGGUUGGUUAGUCAGAGCGUUUCUUGGUUUGAUUCAAUGAUGAAAAACUACAAAAUUACUCCGAGACCUGAACAUUACGCUUGUUUGAUUGAUAUACUUGGACGAGCAGGUCAGCUGGACAAGGCUUAUAACAUUAUCCAGGAAUCGCCUUUUGAAGCUGAUUUAGCUUCAUGGGGUGCCCUUCUUGCUGGCUGUCGCGCUCAUUCCAAUGUAGAACUGGGGCAGCUUGCUGCUGAGAGAGUCAUGGAAUUAGGCGGUGAUAGUUCAGGGCCUUACAUUAUGUUAUCUAACAUAUAUGCCGAAGCAGGUAUGUGGCGCGAGGUCACGAGAGUGAGAGGCUUGAUGAAAGAACAUGGCAUCAGAAAGCAACCGGCGUAUAGUUGGAUAGAGAUUGAAAAUAAGGUGCAUUAUUUUCUGGGAGCAGAUAUCUCUCAUCCAAGAAUUCUAGAAAUUCGUACAGCACUCAAGCAGAUGAACUUGCAGAUGAAAUUCCAAGAAAAAGUUUUGGAUUUCACUGACUUUUACUUCCUGGAUGAACUGAAUUGUACAUGUAAUUAGUAUGUCUAUUUUUAGUUAACUUAUUAGAUUUGACAAAUUAUGGACUCUCUGUAUAGAAUGAGAAGUUAUGCUUUGGGUUUUAAAAUUAGACAAGUAAAAGUGGAUGUCUAUUGUUAGCAUAAUGGAUAAAUAAAAAUGGACGGAUCCUAACAUGUAGGCAAAGUUCAUUUCAACAUGUCUUUGAGUAAUUCUGCUGUACUAGAUGAUGUCUCCGAUAGGGCCUCAACACUCAAAUGUGCAUUUUCUAUUAAAAUCAACAUUU
Molecule: messenger RNA, 2521 nt
Organism: Solanum dulcamara
Lineage: Eukaryota; Viridiplantae; Streptophyta; Magnoliopsida; Solanales; Solanaceae
Product: pentatricopeptide repeat-containing protein At4g02750-like
Exons: 2
Coding region: 481-2259 (592 amino acids)
Molecular function (GO): protein binding
Source: RefSeq, a predicted model, not a curated record